Prorocentrum cordatum is the source of this 458-nucleotide messenger RNA. Lineage: Eukaryota; Dinophyceae; Prorocentrales; Prorocentraceae. The record is from the annotation of a GenBank genome assembly.
CGAGGAUCUCGGCCCGAUGUCCGUCCUGCUCUAACGCAAAGGGUGCCGAGACGUGGCGACGCCGUGCAGGAUGCUGUCAGCGAGCGUCUCGAUGCACCAACCAAGGUGCGCCCUGAGCUGGGGUGAUUGGCUCGUCCACGUCUGCGUCGGGCAGGCGUGCUUCUCGCGCUGCGUCACUGACUUGUCUGAGCACCAUCCGCCCCGCUUCGCAGGGAUCGGCGCCGCGUUGCGGCGUCGAUCGAUGCCCCGCUGUGCCGAGCCUGGCAUGGAACAGCUUGCGCCCCCAUGGCCUGGGCAGCCUGGCCGAAGGCCUCCGCAAAAUCGGGUGCGCGAAGCGCCGGAGGGAUCGUUCUGCCGGGAGCCGCUGCAGCCUCUCCAGCAGAGGGCUGAGGUCCCUCCAGAUUGCCCGGUCUAGCUCGACGCCCGCGUCGCACUCGCCAGCCCUCGGCGGGGCCCCC